Molecule: messenger RNA, 1767 nt
Organism: Daldinia childiae
Lineage: Eukaryota; Fungi; Ascomycota; Sordariomycetes; Xylariales; Hypoxylaceae
Product: Inositol phosphosphingolipids phospholipase C
Exons: 2
Coding region: 1-1767 (588 amino acids)
Cellular component (GO): cytoplasm
Molecular function (GO): sphingomyelin phosphodiesterase activity
Source: RefSeq, a predicted model, not a curated record
AUGGAGGACCUCCCCACCGAGCUCAAUGUCAUCACCCUCAACUGCUGGGGCCUCUUACACCUGAGCGAGCACCGCGCCGAGCGUCUAACCGCCAUCGGCCGCGAGCUCGCCUCCGCGGACCCCCCGCCUCACAUCGUCGCUUUGCAAGAAUGCUGGACGCAAGAAGACUACCGCAGCAUCCGGCGCGAGACGCGUUUCGUGCUGCCCUUCGGCAAGUUCUACUACAGCGGUGUUUUUGGCGGCGGUCUGGCUAUCCUGUCGAGAUGGCCUAUCGAGGAGAGCACCAUGUUUCGGUAUCCGCUGAACGGUAGGCCUACGGCCUUCUUCCGCGGUGACUGGUUUGUUGGUAAGGGCGUUGCGUGCGCUCGUAUCCGGUACGGCCCUGGUGACCGCGAUGUCGUUGAGGUUUUUAAUACGCAUACUCAUGCUAUAUACGAGCACCCGCCCGAUAAGACGGACAGCUAUCUAGUCCACCGACUCGCUCAGUCCUGGGAGAUGGCUAAGCUCGUCCGUGGCGCCGCCGAGCGCGGACACUUGGCCCUCGCGCUAGGUGACUUUAAUGAUGUACCGCUGUCGUUGUCAUAUCGCAUGUUAACGGCACAUGCCCCUAUCAAGGACGCCUGGAGAGUGCUGAACCCAAACUCGUCUCUUGGCUCGGCUGUUCACGAGUUGGAGCGCGCGCGUCGGCAACCGAUUCCUUCUGCCCAGUAUAACAUCGUCGAGAACGGUGUUACGAGUAACAGCGCUUAUAAUACGUGGAGAUGGUCCAAAUCCGAACAACGUGCCCUGCACUCAGGGAAACGGCCGAUAGUCAUUCCGCCAGAUGCACCUGAUCCGCGCGGCAAGCGUAUUGACUAUAUAUUCUUCUCUCCGCAGGUCUCAGUAACCCCUGGCUCCACCCCCGGAGCAACAGCGGCAGCAGCAGCAGCGCGAACAAGCCACGACACAAACGAAGCCAGCCGUACCAAAGGUUGGGUUGUCAAAGACGUCCGCGUCGGCAUGUUAGCGCGCCACCCCGACCUUGGCUGCUCUCUUAGCGACCACUUCUCCGUCGAAGCCACCCUCCUCCUCCACACAUCCACCUCUCCCAACCUCAUCCCUCCUCACUCCCCUUCUCGCCCUCCCUCUCCCAAGAAACCACCCCAGCAAACACAACUCCUCCGCCCAUCCUCAUCCUCCUCCGACCGAUCCAACAGCCACGACCACGCCGCCUCCCUCCUCGCCCUCGAACACGGCACUUAUCUCCAAUCCCCCACCGGCUCCGAAUACCGCGUCGGUUCCCGCCUCGACCUCCGCGCCUCCUUCGACGACCAACUCCGCGCUUCCCCCGCCUCCCCAUCCUCCGCCGCCCGCCGCGGCGACGGCCUCCCAUGUACCACGUACGACGAAGUCCUCGCCCUCAUCCGGACAUACUCCUCCCGCGAGCGCACGCAGCGCCGCUGGCGCAUGAUCCACUUCGCCAUAUGGACGUUCGUCGUAGUAGCCUGCUACGUCGCCGUAUGGUUCGUCGGGAACGUCCACCCCGGCGUAGCCUUCGCCUUCCUAGUCCUAAGCAGCGUCGGUUUCCUAGCCGGUGCCGUCGACGGACUUAUGGGCUUGCUCUUCUUCGGCGGGGAAAUACGGUCCUUGGCCGAGUUCGAGUGGGAGAUUAUGAAUGCUAAGGCUACGGCUAGUGGGGCCCAUGGGCUCGCGCAGCAGCAGCUUGAUGAUGAGGAUGAUACUAGAGGUACGAGUGCGGGGACUGGUGGGAAUGAGAAGGGUUGGUAA